CUGAGCAUUUUAUCUUUUAAUUGUACUUUUCAGGCAACCUGAAUCUUUUCGAAAACAUCUGCUGCCCUCCUUUUCAAUCACUCGGUCUACAACUAUAACCAGAAAGGACUCAUGGCUUCUGAAAGACUACGGAAACCUAAAUCUUCACCGAGCACGACGAGUCAUGGCAACAAGCCACCACUGGAUUUGGAAAAUCUCCGCAACACUCUAGCGGAGCUACCAUCGCAGUUCAGGUGAAAGCAGCUAUUGACUCGGCUCUGGCCCCAGUUGUUGCGUCUUUUGAGAGUUUUAAAUCGGGCAUUGAACUCAGAGUUCGGUGCAGUCUCUUUCUGUCUCUCUCUGUCUCUCUCUCUCUCUCUCUCUCUCUCUGUGUGAGUUCAGUAAAAUGGCAGAGGCCAGUAUUUCAUUAGAUCAGCUUUCAGUGGAUCGGUUAAGCUGUCCAGUUUGUCUGGAUCUACUGAAGGAUCCGGUGACGAUCCCCUGUGGUCACAGUUUCUGUAAGGUGUGUAUUAAUGACUGCUGGGAUCAGGAAGAUGAGAGCGGAGUAUAUCGCCGUCCUCAGUGCAGAGACACUUUCACACCAAGGCCUGUUCUACGCAGAAAUAACAUGCUGGCUGAAGUGGUGGAGAAAGUGAAGAAGACUGAAGUCCAAGCUGCUUCUCCUGCUCACUGUUACGCUGGACCUGGAGAUGUGGAGUGUGAUUUCUGCACCGGGAGAAAACACAAAGCCGUCAAGUCCUGUCUGAUGUGUCUGGCCUCCUUUUGUGAAACUCAUCUGAAACCUCAUUAUGAAGUUCCUGGUUUGAAAAAGCACAAGUUGGUCGAAGCCUCUGAAAAUCUAGAAGAGAAGAUCUGCUCUGAGCAUGAUAAAGUGCUGGACAUCAACUGUCGUACUGACCAAAGCUUCAUCUGUUAUCUGUGUACGAUGCAUAAACACAGAGGACACAAUACUGUAGGAGCUAAAGCAGAGAGAACUGAAAAACAGAGAUGGUCAACCAGUGAGACGAUCUUUACUGAGAUGAUCAGCUCCAUGGAGAAAAGGCGCUCGGAGGUGACGGAGCUGAUCAGAGCUCAGGAGAAGGCUGAACUGAGUCGAGCUGAACGACUCCUGGAGCAACUGGAGCAGGAGAUCGCUGAUCUUCAGAGGAGAGUCACUGAGCUGGAGCAGCUUUCACACACAGACGAUCACAUACAUUUCCUCCAGAGUUUCCAGUCUCUCCGUGUCUCUUCUGGACGUGAGGUCUCAUCCAGCAUCACUGUCAAUCAACAUCUCUCAUUUGAUGAAGUGAGGAAAUCUCUCUAUUAUCUGAAAAAGAGACUCGAGGAAUUCUGCCAGAAGGAAUUCAUCAAAAUCCCUGAACACGGUGAGAGAAAUUGUCCUGCUGGGAAAUCUUUACUUUCUCUGCAGCACAGUAAAGAGAGACAUCAAAUUUCCCCAAAACACACAGACUUUCAAAUUUCAAAUGAUUACAUGAGGGGAUUACUCGAUGUGCUUCGGAUGUUUUCCUCAGGUACGCUGGUUUCCUCCCCCAGUCCAAUGACAUGCACUGUAGGCUGGUUGACAUUUCCAAAUUUCCCCAUAGUGUGUAAAUCUGAGUGCAAUUAUACCACACAAUGGAUUGGCACCCUGUCCAGUGUGGAAAAUACUGUCAAAUGUGUCUCCACGGGUUCUGUCCACCCGGGUCCAGUUCAGAGUUUGAGGUGUGCUCACCACAUUAGUCAGCAGAGAGCAGAGCUUGUCAUUAUCACAGGAAGUAAGAUCUGUUUUAGACAAAGGGGCCAUAGAAUAUGUACCCCUUUCUCUGAGUGAGAGAGGUUUUUACAGUCGCUAUUUCCUAAUCCGCAAAAAAGAUGGGGGAGUAUGCAGCCAAUUUUAGAUCUGCGUCAUCUGAACCGUACUCUUCGGACAUAGAGGUUCAAGAUGUUGACGCUCAAACUUAUCGUUUCACAGAUUUGAGGACUGUUUUGUGAUGAUAGAUCUAAAAGACGUAUAUUUCCACAUAGAAAUAUUGCCCAGUCACAGGAAGUUCCUGAGGUUCACGUUUGGAGGUAACUUGUACCAAUAUCGGGUUCUUCCCUUCGACCUAGCUUUAUCCCCUCACACCUUCACAAAGUGCAUGGAUGCCGCUCUGGUUCCUUUGCGACUCCAGGGCAUCCGUGUUCUAAAAUAACUGGACGACUGGUUAAUUCUAGCGCGUUCCAUGGAGUUGGCAAUUCAACAUCGAGAUGUUUUUCUCACACACAUGAGAAGCUGGGGGCUCAGGUUGAACCCCAAGAAAAGUAUGCUUUCUCCAGUGCAGAGGAUGACUUUUCUAGGGGUUAUAUGGGUUUCACUACGAUGAGGGCAUAUCUAUCCCCAACACACAUAGGGUCAAUCCUAUCAACAUUGCGCAAGAUAAAGCUGGGUCUGGGCAUCCCCUCCAGUUUCUACGAGAGACUGUUGGGGCUUAUGAAAGCUGCAAGCCAACGUCAUACCAUUGGGCCUAUUGCACAUGAGACCAUUUCAAUGGUGGCUGACAAGUUGGGGGUUUCCUCCAACAACAAAUAAUGUUUCUGAAUAAAAGUAUUAGACUAAACACAUGCUAUAAUAACUGGUGUGUGUUUUGUUAGUAUUAUUAUUAUUUCAAAUUAGUUUUUUUAGGUUUCCAGUUCAUAAUAAUAUUAUUAGACUGGUGUUCUCGUGUGUCACAGCUACCAAAUUUAUAAUGUAAUCUCAGAUUUUUUAAAAAAUAAAUAAACAUAAUGUAUUGUGUUACUGUGUUUGUAAUUCUUUAUAUUAUCUGUCUACUGAAUUCAUCCUUUACAGCAAUACAUCAACUGCAUGAUAUUAUUAAAUGAUUACGUUUUUCCUCAAAUGUUUUUCCAGUGAAGGUUUUAUUUUAUUCUGUUUUUUAUUAUUAUUCAUGAACCAGGCUUAAUAAUGUCCUUAACAAGAAACGACUAUAGCUACCGGUUUAGCAUUAUUGUCAUAUCGCAGAAAACCAUUGACUACAUUUCCCACCAUGCACUGCAGCCUACAAACAUGGCCGCCAUGGACUGCACUUCCCACACACACGUUCACCUUCUCCGGAAUUCUAAUCACACACACCUGUUGUCAGUCUCACACUCACUCACUCCACAGUAUAUAAGAGACUUUUUGAACGCCACGACUUUACCUAGUAUUGAGUUUUCACACCUUACCAAGCGUUUGUACCCGUUUCCUCAUUUUGUUUUUUAUUCAUUGAUCUUGCUUCUUGUUCUUGGUUGAUGUUUCUUGCUUUGCCUAAUUUAUGCCUGUUCGCCAAUCGGCUGACCCUUUGCCUGUUAUUUUGAUCAUGCUAUUGUCUUGUGAUUUGGAUUUGUCUGCCUGUCUCUCUCUAAAUAAACUUUUAUCUGCGUCCGUCCUAACCUUCUUUAUGUGGAUUACGUGACAGAAUACUAGGCCUAACCAUGGAUGCAGCAGGAAGACAGAGGAGACAUCAUGCCAAGGUAGUAAGGAACACCCUACUGAGACUAAACUCGAUUAAGCUUCCUCAAUGGGUAGCCCCGGAUCCACCAGAGCCAUAUGAUGGAUUUUUUGGCUACCCUGAGUAUUUUCUCUUUGACUCCCAAUUGCAUAUUUUGUGCCUACACCUGACCAGAAGCAGUGGCUAGGGUUCAUACUGCUUGAGACGGAUGACCCAGGGAAAACAGCCCCAAGCUCAUGUCUGCUCCUCAGCUCCUCAAGAAACCUGCUCCUGGUCGGACAGUGCCUGAAUUUGAAUCUGAGUGGCCGUGAAGACAUUUUUCCCAGAGGGCCAGGACCGCCGGGGGGGUGUAUUUCCAACGGGGAGGAGGGACUAUGCCUAGUAUUGAGUUUUCUCACCUUACCAAGCGUUUGUACCCGUUUCCUCAUUUUGUUUUAUGUUCAUUGAUCUUGCUUCUUCUUCCUGGUUGAUGAUUCUUGCCUUGCCUAGUUUAUGCCUGUUUUCCAAUUGCUUGACCCUUGGCCUGUUAUUUUGACCAUGCUAUUGUCUCAUGAUUCGGAUGCGUCUGCCUGUCUCUCUCUAAAUAAACUGUCAUAUGCA
Ictalurus punctatus (channel catfish) is the source of this 4046-nucleotide messenger RNA. RefSeq names its product E3 ubiquitin/ISG15 ligase TRIM25. Gene Ontology annotation, molecular function: zinc ion binding. Bases 386 to 1810 code for a protein of 474 amino acids. The record is from RefSeq and is a predicted model, not a curated record. The transcript has 3 exons. Lineage: Eukaryota; Metazoa; Chordata; Actinopteri; Siluriformes; Ictaluridae.